Messenger RNA from Saccostrea echinata, 1443 nucleotides. Its product is annotated as 5-hydroxytryptamine receptor 1B-like. The record is from RefSeq and is a predicted model, not a curated record. NCBI's taxonomy places the organism in Eukaryota, Metazoa, Mollusca, Bivalvia, Ostreida, Ostreidae. The coding region runs from base 1 to 1443 and encodes 480 amino acids. The transcript is spliced from 2 exons. Gene Ontology annotation, biological process: G protein-coupled receptor signaling pathway. Gene Ontology annotation, cellular component: membrane. Gene Ontology annotation, molecular function: G protein-coupled receptor activity.
AUGGCUGCCAAUGGUGCCAUUUGUGCUGGGGACGUCAUCUUUGUCUUUUCUUUAUGUAUUUUGUGUGUUCUUUGUAUCGUCGGGAAUAUAACAGUCAUCCUGACAAUUUUGGGAACACCUAGCUUACGUUCUGGGAGUUCUUUGUUGCUCCUUAAUCUUGGUGUAUGUGACCUACUAUACGGAAUCAUUAGGAUUUCGAUGCUCACAGACAGUUUCUUGUAUGGAGGAUGGCGCUUUAGUCAGACGGUCUGUUCCUUUACUGCCAUUUCAACAAGUCUUUUCUCUGUCGUUUCCAUACUAACCAUCACUGUCAUUGCGUUGGACCGAUACCUUUCUAUCAUCCACUGUCUCCGCUACUCCUCCUGGUCACCAAUGAUGACCACUGCACUCGCUUUGACCUCCACGUGGGUCAUUGGACUAGUUAGCUCUAUUCCUAGCAUUACUGGAAUCUGGGGGUCAGUGACCUAUGAUCCCAAACUGUAUCUGUGUUAUGUAAAGUGGAAUACUCAUUUAUCAUAUGCAAUAUUUCAGUUUUUAAUGACGUAUUUAGUGCCAAUAAUCACAAUGGGGUAUUCUUACCUCAGAAUCAUUGCUGUUGCGAGAUCUCACGCCAAAAAGAUAACAGAUCUUAAUGCGCAUGUGAACAGAACUUCCGGUGAAACCACGGUGCCACCUCAUGGAAUUGUGGCUUUCGCUGUUAUUGAUCCCGUACGUCGACUUCCUGUCAUGGGUUUUCCAGUUGCUUCAACUAGAUCUUUGAUCGAUUUUGAUUUGAGCAGUUUUAAUGGAAAUGGCCUUAGUCAUUCAUCUACAGAAAAAAGCAACAACAAGCAAAAAGCUAUGAUAAGACUUCUUGGACAUAUAUUGGCAUUAAUAAUUUGUUGGACACCAUUCGUCAUAAGUGAAUUACAAUUUCUUUCCAAACAAGACAGCUUUAAAUUCUCGGCUGUUUUGUCCAUGAUCACGACAUGGCUGCUGUGUUUGCAUGCAGCAUGGAAUCCUUAUAUCUACGCAAUUCUUAGUGGAAGGUUCCGAAAAUGUGCUCUUAAACUUGCUGGUAGCAAGAAAUUUUCGGUCACACGUGUUAAAGAUUUCAACAGAUCGAUGGUAAUUGGCACGAUUACCCAUCGACGACCACAAGUAGGUGGGGUGAUAAGACCUGUAGGGACAAAAUCAGAAACAACUCAUGUUGCCUUCUCUGAUCAACAUAACUUGAAAUCAAAAGUUAGCCAUUUAGACGUGCCAACAACACCGCAGAGUUAUCCUUCUCCAGAGACUAAAGUAUAUACUGAUAUCCUGCGCAGAGAAAACAACUAUAGCACCAAGAAAGGCCUUUCUAGCGUUCCGGAAACUCUGCUCUCUGUGGAGUCAUUAGUCGCCGAAUCUUUGGACGAAGGCAUCUUUCUGGAUGACGAGACGAAUACAAAAAGAGAAAGCAAAUGA